Molecule: messenger RNA, 1498 nt
Organism: Amyelois transitella
Lineage: Eukaryota; Metazoa; Arthropoda; Insecta; Lepidoptera; Pyralidae
Exons: 2
Coding region: 424-1320 (298 amino acids)
Source: RefSeq, a predicted model, not a curated record
CGUGUGCUGAGCAGACGUGUUACUCGUUAAUUUCCCAAUAAUUGAACUUGAUUUAUACUAAACUCGCGUUUAAAUCAACGUGUACAAGUGCGAAAAUACAAAUAGCAAUAUUUAUUGCACCUGCGACGUUCUACGGCAAGUUUCGUGGCACGGCAAGUUGAAGCGAGCGCGGGGACUGCAUCUUCACCUCCGCGAAAGGGUCAAAUAUAUUAUUCUUCUCACUCCGUUGUGUGCAUACGCUACGACCGCAGCUACGACUAGUGCCGAGUGAUACCGAAUGAUUCCGGCUGACGCAUGAGCUUGAAGCUACGACCCAAUACCUACUACGAGUCUACGACAGGGGCGCCUUUGUACUGCUACGAGAACGCUUAGCUACUUGUUACCGUUAUUUUGUUUUGCUUUGACUAAUAGCAGACUUAAAGUAUGCCUAAUUUAAUGCGCUCUCCGCCACUAAAUAAGUCAGUAAGUUUUUCGGAAACGGACAUGGAUAAGGUGGGCCAGUUUUCUGGAUCUUUGGAGGAUGUUAUUAACAUUACGCAACGAGAUAACAAACGGCGCCGGAUUACGGACGAGUGCAUGGAUAGCACCUCAACAGAUUUACGGACUAUAGUUAGAGAAGAGUUAUGUAAUAUAAUGAAACCCCUUCAACAAGAAAUAAAAGAAAUUAAAGAUUUUAAUAAACAAAUUCAAAAUUCUAUGGAUUUUCUGGUGGAGCAAAAUAAGGAAUAUCAGACGAAGAUAAAUGAGCUUGAAGUGCAAUCUAAGAAAAAUAGAGAUUAUAUUAACAUCCUGGAAAGCAAACUCGAAGAUAUUCUUAUAGCGAGUCGUAAAACAAACUUUGAAAUAAAAAAUGUUCCAAAGAUGAACCCUGAGACUAAACAGGACCUCAUAGAAAAUGUCACAAACUUGUUCAAGACUGUGGACUGCUCAUUACGAAAUUGUGACAUUAAGGACAUUUAUCGAGUGAGAGGAAAUCAUCCUGAAAAGAAGAAUACUCCAAUUAUUGUGGAGACUAACUCUGCUAUUUUAAAAGCGGAAUUCCUAAAGAAGGUAAAAUUUUUUAACAUGAAACAUCAAAAUAAAUUAUGUGCCAAACACAUGGGCUACAAAACGCAGGAGGAUACUCCAAUAUUCGUAUCAGAACACCUCACAGCAAAAGGAACACGUCUCCAUUUCCUAGCCCGUGACCUCGCUAAGUCGAAGAGUUACAAAUUUUGUUGGACGGCUUAUGGAAAAGUAUUCGUUAGAAAAGAUGAAAAUUCUCCAAUAAUAAAUAUUAGGACUGAAGAGCAAGUCCAAGGCUUAUUCCAAGAUAAAUGACUAUUUUUGCAGCUUAACGUGUGUAUGAAUAACGAUGAACUAUAUGUACGUCUAUGGUUAAACUUAAUGAAGUUUGGGGAAAUGCUGCAAAGACUCAUUUUAUAGGAUUAGAAAGAGCACAGAGAUUCCUGAUCAAAAUUAUGUAUUUUAAGAAAAAGCGAUAUUCAACUGAACUCUU